This is a messenger RNA of Symbiodinium sp. CCMP2456, 11532 nucleotides long. Lineage: Eukaryota; Dinophyceae; Suessiales; Symbiodiniaceae. The record is from the annotation of a GenBank genome assembly.
AUGGCGCGGCCCCCGGAGUCCUCCUUUCCUACUGGUUCCGAGGGCAGUGCUCUCCGGCCACAUCAGCUGUCGCCCGAUCAGCUCACUACUUUUGUGGGCACGUGUCUCCCCUCGGAUUCUGCUGCACCAGUUGACCGGAGCCGGUGUUUGCGCAUUUCAGGGACGCCUGUUCCUUGGCCCCCACCUCCUGUCCCGGAUACUCCUGACAGUGAUUGGCUUGGCGUCUAUCUUUAUACGCCACACUAUCCGCCGAUGGCUUUUGCUCUGCAGCCUCGUGAGCGCACUUCCCGGUCUGUGGAAGACUUAAUCCUUUCCACGGCCCCAGGAGCUCCGUCAGGCUUGUUUGAUGCUAUUGUUGCAUUGAGGCCGCAGCGUUUCCCGGAUUAUGCUUCAUAUAUCCGCUUCCCCAGCAUUAUUGGUCGACUAGGGGAUGAAGGCUUCGCUGCUGUUGUCUGUGACCUUUCGAGGGUUGGAGGCCGAUGCUUCGCUACUACCCUGCCAUGCAAUCUCUCAGUCGAGGCUUUGGAGGCUUUCAUCAUACCGCUUACGCAGCAUGAUGAGCGGUCUCUCCAAUUCUUUGUAGGGGUUGCUUCAGGGUCCUGGUCUCCUCGAGAUCUCGUUCGCCUUGUGCACGGCGAUGUUGUCACGGUGAUCUUUGAGUCGUGCGAUCCCGACCCUGGGUACUGUAUCGAGACGCUCUUUUUGCCUGACACUGGUUGGGGCCCUCUCCACCAUUGCUUCCCUCCGGAGCUGCAUGCGGCUACGUGUGUUCAUUUUCAGGACCAGAGGUACACCUUCCAAGAGCACUUCUAUUUUGGACAAACGAUUGUCCAAUACAUUGCUGAGCGAUUCCGUCUGGCUCCUGAUGCCAUGGCCACGUGCUCUUUCCCUAUUGGUAACCUUGAUGUUCAGGGCGCUCAUUGUGCUUUUCUGGUUGCUGUUAAGGAUUUGCCUCCGACUAAUGUCUCAGAUGAUUCGAGGCCCGCUGCCUGUGGCUUCUUUGUCCUGCUUGACCUUCGGCCGCUUGGGUAUCGGCCACGGACGGUCUACUCCAGCCAGUCUGCCCUUCAUCUUCCGACGCUGAUAUCCGAUAUCGAUCUAACCGUGCCACCGGACGUUCGUGUCGGGGUCAAGGGCGGCCGCAUGAGUGGUGAUCACGUUUUCUUUGAGCGCAAUUGUACACUUCUCUUCUUUGCUGAAGUGUCGCCGGUUGCUACUGAGGUUGGGCAUACUUCUCGCGUCGAUGCUGACCUUCGAGGCCUUACUCUUCCUGCUGCCUUGCCUUCGCCCGAUGGGCUGCUUCCGCCCCGUGUCGGCGGCGCUGCCAUUCCGUCUGAGCUGGCUCCAGUCUCCGGUUCGGGAAGUGCCACUGCUACAGCUGUGCCUCCGCCCGAGGUGCCUGGGUUCACCUUGCAGACUUAUGUGUAUACCCCGGACAUUCUCCCCGAGCUUGUGCCAGUCUGUGUCGCUUUGCCUCUCUCCGUCGGAUCGCUUACUUCUGCUGUACAGGCUGAGAGGCUGCCAGAGGCACGUCAAGGCUUUCCGGUGCUCAUCCCUGUCUCCCCGCAGCCUAUGGCGGGACAGGCUUUCUACGUCGCUGAGCCCCGAUGGCUCGUUGACGGUGUAGUUGUCAUGUUGGACUGCCGCCGGCUUGAUGGCUCCACCUUUGCCGCCCUGGUUGCGCAUUCACUAAGUCGUGAGUCGCUUUUGCUCGCCGCUGGGCAGCCAGCGGACUCAAAUGCCCACGUCCAUGUGCACGGCUUGCUUCGCCCUUUGGGUCUUCAACAGCGCAUCACCCUUGUCUCUGGUAUGUGCAUUAGCUUUGUGCCUCGAGGCGAGGGCGCACCUGCUGGACACGAUUUGUCCGCUCAAUUGAUGAGUUGUGAAGGCUGGGAAGCCACAGCUCUCCCACUGGGCCCCCGCCUUUAUCCGGGCAGCCACAUGCGGGUUCUCACUGAUGCGUGGCCCUUCAACUUUGAGGUCAAGCCUGGCCGCCGAGCCUCUUUCAAGUCGGACGUCGCUGUCAUUCUGGGCGCUCCUGAGUUUCGCCUGUCCUUUAAGUCGGCUCGGCCUCGCAUUGUUGACGGGUUCUUCUUUGGCGUUUGGACCUCUGACGUUUUGGUUGUGACCGAGCAGCUGUCGAGGAUACCGUUCCCUCCUGCUCGAUGUCCCGACCCUCGUCUCGUUCUGAUACUGGAUUGUCGGCGUAUCCUUAAAGGCAUUGUUUGGCAGCUUUGCUCGGAUUCGCUUGUUGCUGUCCAGCCUCUCUCCGCUCGCUUCCAGCACGCGUGUCCUCCACGCCACUCAGUCUCUAUCACUGGUGCUCCUGUUGUUUCUGGAGCUGACGGUGUCUUCUUUGAGAUUGUUUCCAGCCAGGUUCUCAUCGUGGAGUUUGUUGAGGAGACUGCUGAUGUUGACUUGCCUCCCCAUCAGCCGCCCCCCUUUGAUGGGGGGCCUUCUCGUGGUGGUGAUCCGGGUCCUGAUCACCCCCCAGGCAGGCCGAACUCUGGGUCUGGACCUACAGCUUCUGCUGAGUCUCCGUCCUUGGCUGUGACGCGAAUCCGCAGCCGGUCGCCUCGUGCUGUUGGUGGCGAUCGUGCUGGAGCUGUAUUCUGUGCGUUGACCAAUCAGGUCUCUGCCAUCAGGUCCUACCAGGCUAGGUCAGGUCGAGAAAUCAUGUGGGGUCCCGUUCCUCUUCUUGAUGCCAUUGCUGAUGGCGCUCGGGCCCUCACCCCUGUGCUCCCUGAUCGCUGGCGGACUUCUUGCUUCCUCGCAGGUUUUCAGGUGGCUGACGCCUUGCCUUCGCUAAGUGCCUGUCGCCCCGCCUCACUUGGCUGCCAGACAUGGUUCUUUGGUGUGGGUGUGCUUCUUUUGGCCUUGCCAGUGGCUGACGCCGGACCACCCUUUGUUGACGAUUCGCUUGCGGCUUAUCGCUCUGUUCGUUUGCCUCUUGUGGCCGUCACACCUGCUCUCUUUUCGGCUGCCCUUCGCCUUCUUUCCGCGUUCGGGCGGUUCUGUGAAGUUGUGCUUCACUACUGGUUGUUGCCAGUCUGCUGCCGAUUCCUUCAGGAACCUUUAGGGCGUACGCCAGGGGAGCAGCGUCAUAUUGAUCAGCUGCGUUCCAUCACUCAGCUGCUUGGAGGGCCUUGGAUGCCCAGCUUGCCCAAUGUGAUGUUUGAUCAUGUGCUUGAUCUUGACACUGCCUCUGCCGACCCUUCUGAAGAUUCAGGUGAGUUCCGAUUGGUUAGUUGCGCAGUCCUUAAGCACGACUAUGCUGUUGAGCUUUUCACUGUUGCCAUCCGCAUCCCUGCGGUUCAGGGCGAGCUUGAGGAAGCUCUCCAACAGGCUCGUAACCCUACUGCUCGGCACCUCUUCCCGUCCCUUUUGCCUGCAAUUCCCCAACCACAUACCGGUACUGCUACCUUUGUGGCCGCACCCCGAUGGUGUCCCUUUCAUCACGGUGUUGUCUUCGAUACCAGCCGUUUUGAUGAUCGGAUAUUUGUGGCUUUCACUCCUGCCUACGCUAGCCGCGGGGUUCUGCUUCGCAUAGCUGACCUCCCUGUCCACCUUGGCGUGGAGGUUUGGGUCGGCCUUGCGGAUGAGCCGUUACGGGAUGGUCUUGAGAUCCACCUCUUUCCUGGAGCUGUGGUCUGGUUCCUUCCUGAUGGCGAAUUUCCACCGUUCACGUAUACCCUGGGAGAAGCUCUCCAGGUCUUUGGGAUCUGGAGCUCUGAGUCGACGCUGCCUGUUGCACACUUUGAGUCAGCUUAUUGCUUGGCUUACCAGGGACAGGGGCAGCUCCUCGUUCUUGCGCCACAAGAGGCCACCCGCUACCGUGAACGUAUUGCUGCUGUAACUGGUGCUCCGGUUGCUAGAAUGCGGCUUUAUGCCUCGCAACCCCCUCCUGCCGAUGCGUCUCUUAAUGGCGUUGUAUGUCGGUCGGUUGUGGCUGUCGGUGUUGUGAGCUUUGUGGCUCAGUCACGGGAUUGGCAUUUGAUUCUGCUUGAUUGCCGCCCGAUCGAGGAUGGUUGGCGGACUUACCAUGCUUAUGCUGGGAUUGUUGACGUCGAUCGUCUCCUUGAUGAGAUUGGCAGCGAAGCGCCCUUAGGAUGGCAUGCUCACUUACUUGGGGACCUUCCUCAGACGGGUGAACUCACUACGGUGCCCGGCCAGGUGAUUGUUGUCGGCUAUGCCCCAGAUUCCUCUGGUACACCUUCUGCCCCCUUUGUGCCUUCGAGGGCCGCCGGUUCCUCUGCACCUGAUGCUCGGCCAACCGGCGAUGAGGUUCCUUACUCUGCUUGGGACGACGAUGACUUCGACGACCCUGCUGUGCAUGGCCCUCUUGCUUCCGGCUCGGCGGACGGUACUGACACUAUUGAACUUCACUUCCUUGUGCUGGUACCGGAAUAUGGGGCUGAACACGUUUGUGUUCCUACGCACCUUCCCACCUCGGCCGGCCCUAUCACUGGCUUGAUUUCUGAGGCUCGUGACGUCAAUUGUUCCCGGAUGUUUCCUUGGUUGAUGCUUCCGGCUGUUCAGCCCUCGCUCUCGUUUGCCUGUGCCUUGGCCCUCCCGCCUUGGGAGUUCCCUGGCGUGCCCGUUUUGGUUGUUUGCUUCGUCCCUCCCUUUCGGAUCUUCGCCGCUAUCCUCCCGGCCGUACUCACUGUGGAUGCUAUCUUGCACUUUUCCGGCAUCGGUGAGGGGGUCGCUGUUCAGGUGUUUGUGGCGGACGUGCCUUGGGCCGCACCUCCAGAUGCACAAAUCCACGUUAAUCCUGGGGAUUUGCUCACUAUUUCGCCGACCGGGACGGCAGGUGCGCCGCCUCUGCAACUUCAGGUCAUGCUGUCGUCCGGGGUAGGAUGGCACACAGAUCCGAUUCUACCAGGGCCGUACGAUGAGGGUGUUUGGUUGCUUACCGAUCAGCGACAUCAGCGCUUGGUGCCUCGGUGGCGCCCCCCUCUUCGUGCCUUGGCGGCCAACAUCCUUCGCAUCCCGGAAAGGGAGCUUAUGCUUAUGCCUGCUACUCCAGCCAUUCGUGACCAUGCUUCGCGUGGCUUCCCCUCACGCCAGGUCUUUUUGGCUAUCGAACAUAACGAUCGGACUGCCAUCCCGUUCAUCCUCGACCUUCGCCCUGUUCUUCUUACGAUUUCAUGGGCGAUUGCUCCUGAGGGUAGAGUCGAUGUCGCUGCCAUUUGUGAGCGCCAAGCUGUGCGAUGCCCUACGGGCUUUUGUUUGCGGCUCACUGGUGGUCAUGCCGUCGGUGACAGAGGCAAUCACUUUCGCUCUGUCUUCCCGGGACAGGUCCUAGUAGUCGAGUUUGUGCCUCGCCGGCCUGGAGGCUUCCGCCGCGAUACCGAUGAUGGAAGGCCACCUGGUGAUGAUGUUGACCGCCUUUCCGACCAAGAUGACGGUCUCUUUCCGCCCGGUGUACCACCUGAGGUGCCCGGGCUGGACGCUGGCACUGGCAGCACUCAGCGUGCCUUUUCGGGUCCUUCUGCCCCUGGGUCUUGCGGGGAGUCUGACGGUCGAGUAGUCAUGUGGGGUCUUGGUUUAGUACUCGGUGCCUUUCUUGACGGCAACCAACACUCCACCCCUGUCCUCCUGUCGGCAAUUGCCCCCCUUCUUCGAUUCAAGGCCUCCGGCGGAUGCUUACUCAAUGAAUGGGCUCCUCUCUCUCUCCUUCUUCGACUUUGGGCAGCUGCUGCCCUUGGAUUUGGCAUGACUCACCGUGGUCUUGCCCUGCUGGUUUCCGCCGGCUUGUGUGUCGCUGCUUUGGGUGCAUGUUCCCGGAGCGCUGAGGGUAUUGGCUCCUCCCGUAACGCGCUCCUCUUUCUUUGCAUCCUCUGUGCUUUGGCCGUGCAGCCGGCAGAGGGAGUGCAGAUCUUUGAUCUUACUAGGAGUCCUGAUAGGGAUCACCCAAUUGGGAACAUUGGUGGGGUAAGGGACUGCAGUUGCCCGGUGCAACCUUCCAGUGUUGCUCCUGUUAUUCCCUUUCCCUCUCGGCCAGUGCCUACUCCUUGCCGCGGCCGCCUGGAAUCUCGGCCAGCCGUUGCCACUCAUGCUUCAGCUGACGUUUUGGCUGGGACUGUGCCGGUCUUUUGCCCCUCCAUGGAUGCCUCAGUCUUUUCCCUCGCAGUGGAUCUUGGCCCGCUUGUUACCCUUCUUGAGGACAGCGCGCAGCGUGACCACCAUUGGGCUUUCCUUGCGGCUACGCUGCUGGAUACUCUGUGUGAGCACUUUGAUGGGGCUGCCGUGCCUCUUGACCGUGUCCCUCGUCAAGCCCUCGCUUCUCCUACCAUACUCAGCCUGGCGACUGCUCUUCCGGUCCGUUCUGGCCCAGCCACAGUAUCUGCAGGAUGUGAGGUCUUCGAGCUGGAUUCCCGUCAGUGCCAACUGCCUUGCUGCAUCUCUGAUGUGCAGCGCCUGUUUUCCUCGGUGCCAUUUGCGGCAUUGCGGGCUGCUCCUACCGGUCUUCCGCGGCCGGAUCGCUUUGCUUGCUGGCUCGCCUCGGGAAGCCCUGGCCGCUCGCCCGCCCCCGAUGAAAUCCUGGUGCUUACUUCUGAUGGUUCUUUCUCUGCUGAUGACCGCAAGUCAGGCUGGGCCGUCGCUGUCUCCCUUGUGUCUGGCACUGAUCGUUCGCUCCCUGGGCAGUUCAUUGGGUGCUUCGGUGGUGACAUGAUGUCCUUCGCUCCCUUCUGCCCCUCGGAUACUCGACUCUUGGAUGCCUACCUUGCGGAGGUCGCUGGCCUCUUGUGGGCCGGCGUGGCGGCUGCUCAGUUGCCUUGGCAUGGUGAUGUUCUCUUCCGUGCCGAUAACGUGUCAGCUCUGGCUGGGGUUCAUGGGGAGGUUAACAUGAUUCCUCACCUGAUUUGCACUCUGGCCCGGAGCGUCCAUACUGCCUUGCAGGUCGGGGCACAUUGCCGCCCCAGUUAUCAACACGUCCCAGGCCAUGCUGGGGAUGCGGCCAACGAGUUGGCAGACGCUGCUGCUUCCCUGGCAGCCUGUGCCCGAUUUUCUCCUGCCCCCUUCUCUUUUGAUCUCGGCCUCUGGGGUUCAAAUGAGGGCAGCCGUGCUCUUUGGCUUCCUCAUCUUUGCCUUUCUUUGGCUCGGCCGGAUGAGGUGCCUGCUCUGCAUAGAGACGUCCACUCUUGGGCUCGUGGCGCGGGUGUCUGCAAUGAGACCCCUACCUUUGCCAUGGCCCCUUUUCUCCGGGAUGCUGCUGACGCGGGAGAGACAGGUCAGGCUCGUGGUGUCUGCUUGAGGCUGGCCACCUAUAAUGUGCUUUCCCUUCUUGGUGAGGCCCCUCCUCACCGCCCCUCUAUUGAGGGCCUCCAUGGGGCCACAGGCAGGGUCUCUUUGUUGGCCCGCGGACUCGAUGAGGCAGGGGUCCAGAUUGCAGGCCUUCAGGAAUGUCGUACCCCACAGGGGACUCUUCGAGGAGGCCCUUAUCGUCGCCUCUCUUCUGGCGGUGAUGCCCAGUCCUGUUUUGGGGUCGAGUUGUGGUUACAUCAGCGCGCGCCUAUCGACGCUGAGUCUGCUGUUGUCCUGCACGCUGACCCUACUUGCUUGAUCGCCAGUGCGUCCUUGGGGGAAAUCCCACUUCGCAUUCUAGUAGCCCACUCUCCUCACCGUGUCCAUCCCGAUGAUGUCAAACGGGCCUGGUGGACACGGGUCCAUGAGCUGUGUCGGGUUUUCUCGGGAGCCUCGCCGUGGCUUUUACUACUUGACGCCAAUGCCCGGGUUGGGUCUGAUAACAGCCAGUCUGUUGGCCCCUGGCAAGCUGAUACUCAAGACCUGAAUGGUGAUCUUUUCCAUCAGCUCCUUGUAUACUUGGGCUCGUGGCUUCCCGCCACCUUUCAGUCCUGCUCAGUGGGGGACGGCAAUACACUUUAUCAAAAGCGCAAUGGGUCGCUGGCCCGGUCCGACUAUGUCGGGAUUCCACUUGCCUGGGCUAACGGUGUUUGCGAGGCGUGGGUCGAUCCUUCGAUUUCUGCUGGUCAUCCGUGCGUCGACCACUUCGCUGCUGUGCUGUCUGUCCGACUGGCCUUGCCAGUUGCUCGUCGGGCUCGCGGAAAAGCCCCCCGAAUUUCAGCCAGUGCGCUUGCAGACCCCAGCAAUCAGGCCCAGAUCCUUGGCAUUAUCCGGGCUGCCCCGCGCCCCGCCUGGGACAUUGAUUCCAGCGAACAUGCCGCGCUUGUUGUCGACUAUCUCUACCGGCGGCUUGUUGCCUGUUUCCCUGCUGCACAACGCAAGCUUCGCGCCUCCUACCUUUCUGCCCAUGCUGCCACUUUGCAUCAUGCUGUGUCCGCCCUUCGCCACCGGGUGCGUUCACUUAAGCUGGCACUACGGCUUGCGAGCUUGCGCUGCGUCUUCGUCGCUUGGCGAGGCCGACAGGCCUACCUCGACGUUUAUAAGGGUAGCUGGCUCUGGCAAGUCAAGGAACACUUGGGACUUAGUUGUUUGCUUCUUGGCCGGUUCGGGCGUCAGCUUCGUCGACAAUGCCGUUCCGACAGGGCGAGCUAUUUCGAGUCCCUGGCCACCGAUCUGGCAGGUGCUAGCGCGCAGGAGCUCCACACCCAAGUCCGUCGUGUUUUGAAGCCGCGGCGAUACAGAAGGGCCGGGAUUGAUCCUUUGCCCCUGCUCCAACGUGCCGACGGCACCACUUGUGCCAGCUUUGCUGAUUCUGUCACUACUUGGCGUGAGCACUUUGCGGCUCUGGAGGACGGCGUGGUGGUGCCCACUGACGACUUCGUUCAGACCUGUCGACAGCGCCAACAGGCUUUUGAUGGCACCGAUGUGGUUGAUGUUGACACGGUUCCGUGCUUUCGCCACUUCGAACAUGCACUGCGAGCCUCUGCGCCCGGUAAGGCCGCCGGGCCGGACCUGAUACCACCUGUUUUGUUGCGCGGUUUCAGUCAUGAUUUGGCUGACCUGCUCUGGCCACUCAUGCUCAAGGUGAUCUUCCGCGUUAUAGAGGCAUCCUUGUGCAAAGUGGAUUCGCGAAGGCCAUGCAUCGCACCGCUCGUCACCUGGUCGUGGGGCAUUGGUUGCCUCACGCACUCCCGAGUCAGAUCGGAGGUUCAGGGCUGUUCUGGUGCCAUUCUCUUCUUAGAUCUUGCCAGCGCGUACUAUGGCGUGGUGCGCGAGACAGUGUUGGGGUCCGGGCUCUCCGACCGCCCGGUGGAGGACAUCGCUGCCUCCCUUGGCCUCAACAGUGACGACCUGCAGCUUCUACGGCACCAUGUUGCAACUGAGCCCAUCUUUCAGACCCAGCAGGCCUCCCCGAUCCUUGAGGAGCUGGCCCGUGAAAUGCAUUCUUCAACAUGGUUCAUGCUUGCGAGGGACAACAGCCUGGUGCACACUCACCGCGGCACCCGCCCCGGGGGUGCCCUGGCAGACAUCGUGUUUAACGUUCUCUUCGGCAAAGUGCUCUGCCGUAGGGACGCUGACGCGCUCCGUGAGAGCGUGCCGAUGUUCCCCUGGGACGGCGUCCGGGCCCCUUUUGCUUCGCACGGCCCACAGAGUUCUGAGAAGGGGACCCCACAGCCUCUUGGUGAUGUUGUAUACGCGGAUGAUCUUGCCACCUUCGUGUUAUGUGGGUCGGCCGGGGAGAUGCGUUCAGCACUCAGUGGUGUAGCUGCGGCUACCCUCGAUGUACUCGGUCCCCAUGGACUGAGACCCAACUACGGCCCCAAGAAGACCGCGGCCUUGGUUGCGAUGCAUGGCCCUGGCUCCCGUGCCGCUCGUAGUGCGCUUUUCGGUUCUAUGGGAUGCAAGCUCCCGGUCCUCCUCGAGCACUCUGGUAUGAUUAAGCUUGACUUGGUUGCCUGCUAUCGUCACCUUGGCUCCCAUCUGUCCUAUGACGGCAGCCUGACUACUGAGAUUAAGUACCGUCUGGCUUUGGGGCGCGCUGCCUUUAAGGAAGGCCGUCAGCGGCUCUUUGCAUGCAGGCAGGUCUCCCUGGAGCGUCGCGCCUUUCUCUUUAAAACCUACGUGCUCUCGGUUGUUAUGUCAGGUGUGGGCACUUGGCCUUGGUUGACUGGGUCGGAGUGGCAGCUCUUUUCUGGCGGGAUCAUUGGGCUUUACCGCCAGCUUCUGUGCCUGCGUUCUUCCGGGGGGUAUGCAGUUACCACUUCGCAAAUCCUGGCGCGUUCCGGCCUCCCGUCUCCUGCGUCGCUUUUGGCUGCUGCAAGGCUUCGCUUCCUUGGCCAACUUGUGCGUCACGGUUCCGACGUGGCAUGGGCCGUCCUUCGUUGGUACACUCCGUUCCAACGAGCUGUGUUGCACUCUUGCCAGUGGCUCCUCCAGGCGGUCCGUUCGACCUCCUCCCUCACUGAUCCGGAAGUUAACUGGGAGACCUGGCGUCAGGUGAUUUGCGAUUCUCCUGGCCACUGGAAGGGACUGCUCAAGCGUGCCGAGGCAUGGCACUGUGAGGUGAUUUCAUUCACGGCCAGUUGUGACUCUUUUGUUCGCAAGGUUUGGUCCCCUUGCUCCCCCUCGGCCACUGCUGCUGUCUUUGCUUCUUGUGCGCAUGCUUGUCUACGUUGUGGAAUUGCUUUCCGAACGCAGCAGGCCUGGGGAGCUCAUGCUCACCGAGCCCACGGUUACUUGAGUCCAGCCCACCGCCUUGCCGUGGGCCGUCGUUGUGUUGCUUGUGGGCUGAUUGUUGCUAAUCAGACUCGCUUGCGUAAGCACUUCAAGACCUCACCGGCUUGCUUGCUGGUAGCGCAGUCUGCGUCUGGUACCUUCGCCGUUGAUCUGUCUGAAGGCCAGGUACAAUGCCCGGCUGUUGCAGGGGUCCCUAAGGCUUCGUUACCGCCCCCCGCCCCUGUUCUUUGUCCGGAACUCUUGCACGACCUGCGCUCUCUUACUGACUGCAAUGACCAGACUGUUUACGACAUUGUCUGUAAACACAUCGAGCCCUUGCCGGUUCUUCGCCGUACGCUUGAGGCUUGGGUACAUUCUGUUGUGGUUGAGGCGCUUCGGAUUGCCGGCUCCGAUGUUUUGCUGAUCCUGCACGCUGAACACCUGUGCUCUCAAGUUUCUGGUCUUGAGGAGUUGAUGCCGAGCGUCCUUGGCUCCUUCUGUCCGCUCAUUUGUCCUGUUCCGACUGCACUGCCGUUGCGGGUGGCUCCUGUGCGUUGGAUUGGGGCGCUUUGCCACACUUGGGUCAGCCGACUGGGCUUGGAUUCCCGCCCUACUGCCCCUUUGGUAUGGCCCUUGCGUGGCCCGACUCUGGCCUUCCCUGUUGCGGCUUUUUGCUGCUGUCCUCCGAGUCCGCCUUUCUCCCUUUCGCAUGUCGUCGACCAUAGUUCCUGUUCACUCCGCCAUCUUCGGGCCAAUUCCCGCUGGUUCCACGAUGUGCUGGUGCUACUUGAACUUUUGAUGACUGCUGUUCGAGAUGGGAUUCCGGUGAUGCUUCGCUUUGCCUGCACUCCUCAGGCUUUAGGGCCGGUGGCAGAAUGGCUAAGCCUUCAGGCUGCCUCGGAGGGACCCGAUUUCCACAAUUGUUUCACUCUUGAAUUCGCAUAG